This is a messenger RNA of Vombatus ursinus (common wombat), 824 nucleotides long. It is a transcript of the gene FNDC5, whose product is annotated as fibronectin type III domain containing 5. Gene Ontology annotation, molecular function: protein binding. The transcript is spliced from 6 exons. The record is from RefSeq and is a predicted model, not a curated record. Lineage: Eukaryota; Metazoa; Chordata; Mammalia; Diprotodontia; Vombatidae. The coding region runs from base 87 to 590 and encodes 167 amino acids. Gene Ontology annotation, biological process: positive regulation of brown fat cell differentiation.
CGGGGAAUCAGACAGAAGGAGAAAAGACGGAUAGCCCCUCUGCCCCAGUCAAUGUCACAGUCAAACAACUGACGGCCAACUCAGCUAUGGUGAGCUGGGAUGUGCUGGACGACGAGGUGGUCAUUGGGUUUGCAAUUUCUCAACAGAAGAAAGAUGUGCGGAUGCUGCGAUUUAUCCAGGAGGUCAACACCUCUACCCGUUCGUGCGCCCUGUGGGACCUGGAGGAGGACACAGAGUACAUCGUUCAUGUGCAGGCCAUCUCCAUCCAGGGCCAGAGUCCUGCCAGUGAGCCUGUCACCUUCAAGACCCCUCGAGAGGCAGAGAAGUUGGCCUCCAAAAACAAAGAUGAGGUGACCAUGAAGGAGGUGGGAGUGAAGAGCCAGCAGCUUCGGACAGGCGAGGUGUCAUCGCCCUCUUCUGUCGCCAGUAUGACAUCAUUAAGGACAAUGAACCCAACAACAAAGAGAAAGCCAAGAGCGCCUCGGAGAACAGCACCCCAGAGCACCAGGGCGGGGGCCUCCUUCGAAGCAAGAUAUGAAAACCUCUUACCUACUCAUUGGGCUUUGAGCACCUGGGAAGAACAGAACUAGAAGACCAUUGUUCUGAUGACGGUCAUUCAGCUCCUGGUCCUCUCCAUCUCCUCUUCUCUCUACGCUAUCAGCCUUCUCACCUCCCUACCCCCAGAGCUGGGUUUCCUCUUCUCAAUCCCUGCUUCCAGCAUUUCUCUCUCCAGUGUGCUUUCCCUGAGAAGCAGCAUCUCUCUGUCUCUCUGUCUCUCUCUCUCUCUGUCUCUCUCUCUCUCUCUCUCUCUCUCUCUCUCUAUC